UCUCCCCUCUCUUCCUUCCUUCUCUGAGUGUCUCCUCUGCGAAAUCAAACCGUCGUGCCCUCGCCAUCGAACUUCAGGUCGCCGGUUACUUCCCGAUUCGCGACUUCUUUUCUACCAUUUCAGUUUUCGGCGUCGGCCGGCGUCAGCUUCAAUGAAAAUAAUUGUUGUUGGUUUCGUCGAUGCCGACGUUUUAAUUUUUUCGGCUUCGAUUACGCAGCGUUUAGAUGCAGACGCAGACGUAGUACCGGCGUCAAUGAAACGAACAAGAGUUUAUUAAAAAAAUUGACGCCGACGCAGCCGCAGAUAACUGCGUCAACCAAACGAACAGCAAGGCAUUCGCGUUGCAUACGAGCCGAUACUAUGUGAUAAAGUGUUAUGAUUAUUAUGUCGUGGCUUUGAUCCUCAAAUGAUAUACGUCUCAUAUGAUUGUUUCAUCCUUUGCAUUUUACAUAGGUAUAAUGUUGAAGCAAGUGGUUGGCAAGUACUCGAUAGGUAAAGCAAUUUAUGGAAGUAACAGAGCAUAUCUUAGACCUUUCUUGUUCCAAACCAAUUGUGGAUUUCACAAUGGGCAGACUGUACUUGCUCCGAGAAGCUUCUUUGGCGUAGAAGACUACGUGGACGAUGAUACAAGCCGACCAUACACAUACCAAAAGGAGAAAAAAUCGAAGAAUCCAGACAAACACGUCUCCUUCAAGCAACGGACAGUGGCGUACAUGGAGCCAUUCACACUCGACGUCUUCAUCUCAAAACGUUUUGUAUCCGCAUCUAUCACGCACCGUGUCACGUGCAAGCAAGUCGCGGUUGCGGGGACAAACUCAAAAGACGUAAAAGCGGUGUUGAGGUCAAGAUGCGAUAUCCCAGCGUGUAUGUCCAUAGGGAGGAUCUUGUCCGAACGAGCGAAAGAGGCUGAUGUGUACACGGCUUCUUAUACGCCUCGAGACCAAGACAAGUUUGAAGGGAAGAUCAGAGCUGUUGUUCAGUCCCUUAUUGACAAUGGAAUCGAUGUCAAAAUUUACCUGGAUUAGAUACGCAAAGGUUUGGUUCUGUGUUUAAAAAUUUAAGGUUUGACUUCGAAGUGUACUUGCUAUUAAAUCUGUUUCGUGAAUUCAACAAGAUAUAUGAGAAGAAAUGCUUAAUCA
Brassica napus (rape) is the source of this 1139-nucleotide messenger RNA. RefSeq lists its product as uncharacterized. Gene Ontology annotation, molecular function: 5S rRNA binding; structural constituent of ribosome. The record is from RefSeq and is a predicted model, not a curated record. Gene Ontology annotation, cellular component: ribosome. The transcript has 4 exons. Bases 423 to 1025 code for a protein of 200 amino acids. Gene Ontology annotation, biological process: translation. NCBI's taxonomy places the organism in Eukaryota, Viridiplantae, Streptophyta, Magnoliopsida, Brassicales, Brassicaceae.